Molecule: messenger RNA, 1564 nt
Organism: Caenorhabditis elegans
Lineage: Eukaryota; Metazoa; Nematoda; Chromadorea; Rhabditida; Rhabditidae
Gene: fars-2
Product: phenylalanine--tRNA ligase
Exons: 9
Coding region: 2-1378 (458 amino acids)
Biological process (GO): tRNA aminoacylation; phenylalanyl-tRNA aminoacylation
Cellular component (GO): cytoplasm; mitochondrial matrix
Molecular function (GO): ATP binding; tRNA binding; phenylalanine-tRNA ligase activity
Source: RefSeq, marked reviewed
AAUGCGAUUUCUUUCCACAUAUCAAACGGGUGCUCGACGAUGUUGUACAAUGCUUUUCCAGAAAAAUGCCAAGUCAAUAAGAGCCACGUUGAUGAGCACAACGGCAGCGGCAGAGGAGUCACGAAAAAUAGUGAAAGAAGAGGUUUUUGAGUUAGAUGGUCGAAAAUACACUCCAGACGCAUUAUACAACCUGUCACCAGGUGUUCGACGGCUUUUGGAUCGCCGUAUCCUCCAAGAAUCUUCGAAUCCGCUGAAUUUGUUGAAAAGAAGAAUUGUCGAUUAUGUACAUCAAACAUACAGAAAACCAGGAAAUCGCUCGCCACUCUUCACAAUUUGUGAAUCCGAGCCUCGUGUCGUCACUACUUAUCAGAAUUUCGACUCUUUACUGACACCGGAGGAUCAUGUGUCAAGACGUCCCUCAGAUACGUACUACGUGAACCAUGAGCACUGCUUGCGAGCCCAUACCUCGGCUCACCAGCACAAUUUAAUGCAAUCGGGUCUCGACGCGUUUUUAGUGAUUGGAGACGUCUAUCGGAGGGAUGAAGUCGAUCGGACACAUUAUCCAUGCUUCCAUCAGAUCGAAGGUGUUCGGCUCUACUCGAAAGACGAACUACUCGGCAAAAAGCCGGACGGAAAAAAUGUGGCCGAACUUUUUUCCACGGCCGCCUCCGCGGCCACGGAGAGGUCCCCUGAAAAACAGGAAAAACACACGUUGGACGCGACGAAAGCCGCCGAAAUUCAACUGAAACAGUUUCUCGAAAAUCUUUGUGAUGAACUUUUCGGAAAAGACGCCGAAAAACGAUGGGUUGAUGCAUAUUUCCCGUUUACACAUCCCUCGUGGGAGUUGGAGGUUUUCUACAACGGGCAAUGGCUUGAAGUGCUCGGUUGUGGAAUUAUGGAGCAAAAAUUGCUCGAAUCCGCCGGAGUAACUGACAAAAUUGGUUGGGCAUUCGGUAUAGGGCUGGAGAGAAUUGCAAUGGUGCUCUAUGGAAUUCCGGAUAUUAGACUGUUCUGGUCAAAAGACACUGGAUUCUUGUCACAAUUUGCAGGAAAAAUGCCCGGAGAGGAUGUUAAGUAUAAGCAGAUUAGUGCUCAUCCGCAGGUAAUCUUCGACAUAUCGUUCUUUUUGCCGAGCACAGUACAAUUUAACGAUAUGACUUCUGAUGUAUAUGAUACAAUUCGAACUGUCGGUGGAGAGCUCGUCGAGCAAGUGAAGCUCACCGAUGAAUUUGAGAAUAAGAAGAAGGAAAAGAAGAGUCAGACAUAUCGAAUUGUCUAUAGAAGUCAUGAAAGAGCACUUACCAAGGAGGAGGUGAACGUCAUCCAUAAACAAAUCGAACAAUCAUUGGCCUCCUCAUUCGGCGUCACUCUUCGAUAAGCUUAUCGGUUAUCAAUUAUUAGUGUUAAUAGUAGUAGAAACAUAGCAUAUUGUUAAUGUUAUUAUCGGCUUUUUGAAAAAAUUAAAUGUUUCCGGUCGUGAUUUUGGACUUUUUGAAUAGCAUACACUGUGUUUGGAAUGUUUUUUAAAAAAAUCCGAAAAUUUGGAAAGAAAAACUGGAAAUUU